Messenger RNA from Hermetia illucens (black soldier fly), 6752 nucleotides. RefSeq lists its product as uncharacterized. The coding region runs from base 1085 to 5701 and encodes 1538 amino acids. Gene Ontology annotation, biological process: activation of GTPase activity; regulation of small GTPase mediated signal transduction. The record is from RefSeq and is a predicted model, not a curated record. The transcript is spliced from 21 exons. Gene Ontology annotation, molecular function: GTPase activator activity; protein binding. NCBI's taxonomy places the organism in Eukaryota, Metazoa, Arthropoda, Insecta, Diptera, Stratiomyidae. Gene Ontology annotation, cellular component: cytoplasm.
UGUUGUUACCUUAUUCCAUCUUGUAGUCAAUCAGGAACAGUUAUUGAGUUCUUUUAAAGUUUUCAGUUUCUAGACAUACCUGUAUAGAAAUCUUCAUAGCAAAGAAAUUGUUAAGUUGUCUAGUUGGAACGCAAAGUUAAGUUUAGAGCAAAGAAAACACUGUGGUAUGUCCGCCAACUGCAAAUAGGUCAAUAGAGAAAAUCAAGUCUGAUAGUUAUAUGUACAACUAUAUCAUAUGGAAGUCUAUCGGCAGAAGCAACUGGUUAGUCCAAACAAUUGAUCCUGCAAUAGUGCUUCGUCUCCACUAUAUCGUUGCUUGAAGAUAUAAAGGAUAUUUUUCCUAAAGAUACUAUUCGAUAUAAUAAAAGAUGUCAAGAUAGUGAAACAAUAAAAUUCAAAAUCUUUAAUCUUUUAAAAAAGUGCUGAGUGGUUUGAAAAAUUUUAAAUAAAUCUGAAAAAUAAAUUUUAAUUGGAAAAUAUGUGAAAGUUCCAAGAGAAAAGUUUCGUGAAUGAGAGAAUAUUUAGUGUUCAUUGUUCAAUUAAAGAAAAUAUAUUUUAUAUCAUAGAUUAAUAACAAAAUAAAACAAAUAUUGCAAAAAAAAAUUCUAAAUAAUUCCACGCUAUAAAUUUUUUUGUGUUAAACUAGAAAGGAUAGAAAAAUCAAUUUCGUUUCUAGCUUCAAAGGUAACUAACCACAGAGUGAUAAAAAGCAUAAAGUUUCAACAAAGAAGGAGAAGGAGGAAAGACCGCCUUUUAAGGAAUUUAAGCAAAGAACCCAAAAUCGUCUUCUGGGAAAAGGAAAGCAUCUUUAAGUAAAAAGGACUUUGUACGAAAAAUACAAAACUCUUCCUCUUUCUCGUGGAACGUAUUAUCAUUAUCGUAUCUUAUAUGUAGUGAGAUGCUGGUAAGAAAGAUGAAAGGAUACUAAUGGUGUUGUGAUAACGACAGCGGUAAUUAUGAAGCCCACGCAAAGGAGCCUUCACUACUACUACAACCACUGCUAGAAAGAUUUGUCUUCGAACCCCCUCCACUCUACCACUACUGGAUGUGAUAAUUCGUAUAAAAACGGCCUCAGAUAUGAACAAUGGCAAAACUUCGACAGUACAGAUCCGUAGAGAGGCAGCAGUCAACGCCAAAUAUAAGAAAAAAAGAGCUCAAAAGGCUAUCGCCGGUCUAUCAACUAAGGACAAUGACUGCAGUAUGUUUUGUGUGCAAUCUCCCCAUUAUGUCCCAUCAAGUUGGCUUGGUAUGGCAGGGUGGAAAUGGAUGGGACGAUAUGGUCAGAGAACAGUUGGAGGAAUCUACAAUUCGACAAAGAUUGGGAGGACGAAGAGAUUCCGCAGCUCAAAUAAAUUCACCUCCUAGUACAUCUCCACCACCAGGUCUUCAACGCCGACGACGCAGUUCACUAGCCCAAUUAACUGAUAUUCUACGUGAGUGGAGUGGUGGCGGAUCGAAAAGACAAGCAAAAGCGCCACUAAACCGUCGUGAAACUCUAGCAGAUCUAGCACGAAGUUUACCAUGGGGAAAAUCUACAACUGAUGCAGGCACCGUAACAAUCACAGCAGGACAAACCCACACCGCGGUUCCUAGAAAACGUAGAGAAUCAAGUGCCGAUUCCGGUAUUAGAAGUAUGCGCUCGCGUCGUGAAUCGCACACUUCCGACCUAGUUAAGGCGUGGAAUCGUAGUCCUGUGGAACGAGAAAAGGAAGAAUCGACUGUCGCGUCUGGUGACGCUACCAGGAGUGGAUCCCGUCGCGGUUCUGGGGAAAGUUAUCGUUCCGGUCGCCGAGACUCUGUUAUUGGACGACCAUCCACGCCACCCCCGCCGCCGAAAGUAGUUGGGGCAACAAAGAAACGUCGGGAUUCACUCGUUGCCCCGGAAUUUCCGAAUUUUCGCCAGGAGCAACGUCCUUCAACAAGCUCCACUGCCUCUGACUCAGGACCGAUCAUGUUUUCGGCUGUGUGUACGGUAGAUAGUAGUUGUCAACCUCUCCCGCCUCCGACAAUAAUAACCAGUUCAGUCACACCGCCGGCGACUAGUCCCACUGCGCCCAAAGCACGUCGUGACUCAACUACCCAGUGCGGUCGAGUUGUAAGACGCGACUCUAAAGUCAGUCCAGAGCGAACUCCCCGCCUGCAGCGUUUGCAACGUCAAGCGACAGCAUAUGAUGAGUCUUGUUUACCUUCCGGAGGCAGUAGUCGACGAGGAUCGCAACCCGCUUUAAGUCCAGAUGGACCUGAUGAUGCUGAAAGACGUGCCCGACGUGAUAGCCUUAGCCCAGAUAGUGCGUCACGUGGAAGACGCGAUUCUAGAUCCCAUCUUUCACCGGAUCGUAGUCACGAACGGGAAGGAAGUCCAAGACGUAGGACUCGGUUACGUCGACAAUCAUCUUCCGCCGCAAGGACUCCUCGAUCUCCCGAAUCGAGUAGUUGCUGUUCGUCACGGGAUCCAAGCCCUUGUGCACGACCACCCCCGCCAGCUGAAACAAACAGUCGCCCUGCAAUUCGUAGACAAUCAACUACUGAAGAGAUCCUAAUUGCUAGAGGGUUUCGUAGACAAUCAACCACGGAGGAGAUGAUCAGGUGUAGGAAUUUUCGACGGCAGAGUUCGCAAAGUGAUGACGUAUGCAGAUAUCGAGGACGACGUGACUCUUCAGCGCAAAUCAUCGACGGCACAAUUGGCACAAUGACGGUGGAAACAACAAGUACGUUUUUUGAUUCGAGUACCCAGACUGAACCCUCACCGCUUUACGAUAACAAUCACUACCACGAGGAAUGUCUUCGGUGCAACUCAUGUGGUCUAAAUCUUACCGGUCCAAAUCAGAAACGUGCAAGAAGGUUCAAGAACCAAAUUCUCUGCGAUCUCCACUUCGCAGACGUAGCCCUAAUGGAGUGUUCCGAUUUUAUGCAACAGCUCAGAAGCUUCAAGCCACAAUCAUUAGGAUGUGCAGUAGCCCGACGUAAAAGUUCGACAACCCUUAUCUUUCCAUUACCACCACAAGCAUGUUCAGACGAAUUCUGCGAGGAGUAUCCACAUAAUCUAAUCCCAACACCUGGAUAUUGGAUUGAAUGUUCACGACAGAAAAUCUCUAUGCCAAAUCCACAUACGAUUUGGGAUGAUAGCGAAUCUGAACAUGAGGACUUUUCCGAAAAACCAUUACGUGCCGGGAGUUCAUCCGACGCAUACUUGGAACGAGGCUGUUCAGAUCUAUACGAGGACGAUGAAGAUUCCGAAGCCGUGCCCAGUCCUAGGAAAAAGACGGCGAUCGAGGAGCAGUGGGAACAACAGCAAGGAUUCGAGCUAACAUCAGUAGAACAGGAAACUUACGAGAAGUACUUCUAUGGGACUGAACAUUGGAAUUACUUUACAACCGAUGAGGAUUUGGGUCCAGUGAUUUUAUCAAUAAAACAGGAAACAUUAAAUGGACGCGAUCAAUUUAGAAUAUUAGUUAGAGCUAUUUCAUAUACAGUACAUGGACUGAUACCGGCUUCAUGCGUUUUUGCAGAUAGAUAUAAUCGCGAAGAAGUAGUUAGAUCCUUAGGUAAAGAAGUUAAUUUAAAUCCGCCAUUAACCUUAGGACAAUUACCAGAUACACCGGAGGAACUUUUAAAAUUAGAUCAAAAUUUCCAGGUUUUUAUAAAAUCGGAGCUCAAAGUAGGUGUUAUCUAUGUUAAAGAGAACCAAUACACCGAAGAGCAAAUUUUAGACAAUAAUGAAAAUUCACAAAUGUUCGAAGAAUUCCUACAGCUCUUAGGGGAUAAAGUUCGAUUACGUGGUUUCGAUAAGUACAAAGGUGGCCUUGAUACUGUUCACGAUUUAACAGGACUUUACUCGGUUUAUACAAAUUGGCGAAAUAUUGAGAUCAUGUUUCAUGUUUCUACUUUAUUACCGUACGAAAAACAUGAUCCACAGAAGCUACAACGUAAGCGGCACAUCGGCAAUGAUAUCGUCUGUGUUGUAUUUCUGGAAGCUGACAAUACUCCGUUUAGUCCUGCCUGUAUAAAAAGUCAUUUUCUACAUACGUUUAUAUUGGUAAGGAUAUCAAAAGCCCGUAUUCAACGAAAACCUACACGGUACGAAGUAUCAGUUGUAACCAGAGACGAAGUUGGUGCCUACAAACCAUAUUUAUGGGAACAAUCAGUAUUCGAAAAAGGACCCAUGUUUCGAGAAUGGCUUCUUACGAAAAUCGUCAAUGGCGAACGUGCCUCAUAUUCAGCACCGAAAUUUGCACGUAUGCAAGAACGUACGAGAUCUCAAAUGCUUGAAGAUCUUGUUAUGAAUUUAUCGAAUCAUGCGGAAACCGGACAAAUCCCUAAACCAUACCGAAGGGGUUCAUGGAGACCCAUCGGUCAUAUGAGGCCUUCGUCCCCGCUCCUAGAUUCAGUACGAGAUCAAUUCGAGGACUAUGAUCAGCUCGCCAAGGACUUUACAAAAGCAUUCCUUAACCAGGAACCUAAUAUUUUAACAAAUGCUCAACUUUUCGAUGUGGUCUUUUUAGUAGGACAAUCAUCCAGACCUAAGGCACGAUUUAUAGGUGUUCGAGCGAUCUUAGGGGUCCGGAGCAGAGUGUUCCAGGAAAUGCUUUAUGGCAUCCAAACAGGGUUUGGCUCCCCGCAAGUUCCCGUAGCAGAAAUCUUCGCUCGUCCUGCACCAUCACUUGUCUCUCCACAAAAUCAGAAACAGAAAAGCAACUAUCUAACUGUUCCAGACAUAGAAUCAGCUCGUCCAAAAAGUGUUCCAUCAUCGCCAAUGGUAAAACGCGCAUUCUCCCGAUUAGGAACCAUAACUGCUGGAUGGGGACGCUCAAUACGGAAACAGAAUACACAAUUAAAUGCUGAAGAUAAAAAGCGUUGGGCGUCAUCACAAGAUUGUUCGAAUAAAGACGGCAAGGACAAAGACAAGGAUAAGUCAGGAAACAACCAAUUGGGCAUUCCACGACUGUCUGUUUGCGCAGAUGCACAGAAAGUAGAUCGCACGAAAUUAGCACAGACUGAGUUUAAUAUAAUCGAAUUCGAUCCAGAGACGUUUAGAGUCCUUUUAGACUAUCUACAUACGGGAACGUGCCCGCUCACAUGUGUUACAAUACCAGGUCUGCUUUGCGCCGCCGAACAUUACGAUCUCCCCGAAUUACUGCAAGCCUGCUUCCACCAUUGCAAGCAGUUCCUGCGGGUCGAAGUUGUUUGUCCAAUGCUCAUCUCGUUGGAGAACUACUACUGGCGCUACACCUCCGCAUCCGAACUGGUUAACAUGAUCCUCACUUUCGUCGAGAGUAAAGCCGAAGCCUUAUUGGAUAUGCCCGACUUUCUUACCCUUAGUGAGAGUAUGGUGCAGAUGAUAAUGGCCCGCGAUCUGCAAGUACCUGAAGUUCGCAAAUUCGAUACGAUGCUGGCUUGGGCUGAGUGCAAGGUAGACAAGAUGAAAGCAAAUCCAAAUAUCGACGUUAAUCUGGAAUUCCGGUGCAUCAUGGAGCGUCUGACUCGCGAUUUGAACCUGUGUAAGAUAUCGCCAAGUGAAUUGAUAACAGUCGUUCUGCCAACGAAAUCACUACGAAACGAGCGAAUCAUGGAAACCUUAAUGAUACAAGCACACAUGGGUAUGUAUAGGGUUCAGGAAGUGGAUGAAUGCAAGAAAAGAUUGAAAGCGCAGGAUUCGCAGUGUAGCGAGGGGAGUAUAACAGUCUACAGAUCGCAUCUGUAACUAUUUGCUUUUGACUGCAUCCAGUUGGGCUCAGUUGGUUUUCUUUAGAUUUGAACUUUCAAGAUACUCAAUUGUCGGGAGAUCUGGGGGCGGGGAUUGGGUGUGAUCUCGGUCAAUUGAGUAUCGGAACUGCCACCCAACCACCCUUGCCCUCUCCGCCUCAUUGUGGAUUCAUUAUUAUUGGUUUGUGUUUUCAUCUUUUUUUUUCAUCCGCUCUUCAAAUAGUCCCUAAACGUUUCCAUAAAGUAAGUUUCCGGGGCCGAAAUUUAUCGGACCAGCAUUUCCAUAAAUGUUCAAAUAAAUUAAACAUCUUAAUAGCAACCAACUAAAGUCCCCGACAGGAGGACAGUUACAGAUAAAAAUUUUUCUUUUAAAGACAAGAUAAGAAAAAGGAUAAUGAGGGAGUGUGUUGACUUUGGAACAAUUUUCACUGAUUCUGAUGAGAUACGCGGUGAUGUGAGAAGGUGUAGUCUAGAGAAAAGAAUUUGAUUGCAGGGAUCCUGAGAAGGUAACAGAAAAGAAAAUAAAUUAUGAAUCGGAAAACGAGGAGUCGUAAAUUUUUCCAUAGUCAAGCCAGCAGGCUUCUCUAGGCUAGGAGCACAUAGUAACUAUUAAAACCGAAGACUAACUAAAUCUAGUGCUGAACAGGAGAGUUUCUAAGCAAAACUAUCUGUUAAACAUACAAAAAAUUACCAAACAUUAUUAUUGUAAAAUAAAAGAUUAAAGCUACUAUUCAGAUGUAACUAAAUAGGAUAAAUGAAUGAAGCUGCAUUGCGAGUGUGGAGAAAUCUUAAAGUAGAACGUGCAAAAGAGAAAGUUUGUGGAGCAAAGGAAAAUGUGAAAGUACGAGAAAUUCUACACUCAAACAAUUGAAGAUAAAUCUAAUCGACUUACAUUAUAAAUACUGAAAGAAGUGAAAAUAACAAACUGAAAUACACUUAAAUAUUGUGACUUCUAUUAUUAUAAAAUUAUUAUUACUGUAUACAUAAAGAAGGAAGCGUUAAACAAUUCUAUAGAGACGAAAAAACUGUUUUGAUACUGACAAAAAAAA